Messenger RNA from Cryphonectria parasitica EP155, 1134 nucleotides. RefSeq lists its product as uncharacterized. The annotation marks the transcript as partial. The record is from RefSeq and is a predicted model, not a curated record. Lineage: Eukaryota; Fungi; Ascomycota; Sordariomycetes; Diaporthales; Cryphonectriaceae. The transcript is spliced from 3 exons. Gene Ontology annotation, cellular component: cytosol; nucleoplasm; centrosome.
UGGACGGACCAGGAAACGAGUCGUCUUUCCCAGGAGGUCGUGCAGCUACAACUCUCAAGCCACGUACAAAAAGACGACUUCAUAGUGGAGACCAUCCUGAAGGGCUACCUGCGCCCUAUGUUCUCCAGAUCCAGACCUAGAACUGUCACGGCAUCAGGAAGGAAGGCCGAGUUCCCGGACGAGAACGAUCCCCACCGCGGGCUAACAGACGAGACCAAGGAGGUCAAGCCGUGGAAGUAUGCAGACCACAGGUCAAUAGCCGUCUUCGAAUGGGCGGUCCAAGGGGCGGAUGAAUAUCUCAUUAGCAAACAGUGGCCACUGUUCAUCCCGGUUCUCCUAACGAUGGCAGACGACGGGACAACCAGAGUCCGAGCUCGCGGCCUCAUCCUCCUGAACAUCUUCCUAAUGAAAUUCCCCGACACCAUCCUCCGGGACACCGGCCUCAGCAGCUUGUUCCAAGAUGCCAUCUUCCCUACGCUGCACUUCCUGCCCAGCAUCACGCCCGAGGAGGACUCGGUCCAGCUCCUCGGGCCGGCCUACAGAGCGCUUCUGACGCUUGCGCAGAAAGCAAAUGUGGACAACAAGGCUCAGCAGGGGGGAUCAGAGGGCAGUCGCUCACCGAGGGCCAGGCUCUUGGAUAGGAUCUUGCGCCACGGUAUCUUCUCGGCUUAUUUUCACGCCAAAGAGCACGUGCGCAUCGUCAGUGUGUUGCUUUCGCAGACGGCCGACAUUGUCAGGGAGAUGGGCAUUCAAGCCGUCAAACAUCUGAAAGAUCUGAUCCCUAUGCACUCUGAAGUCAUGACAAAUCCCUUUGCGCCCUUGGCGCCAGACAUGCUGCUUUCCGCUCUACAUUCCCUCGAAUCGUUAAUUUCAAUUUGUUGGCCGCGACUCUCCACACCGGCCUACCAGGAUGAACUGGUCAAGGCUCUCGUCGUCUGCUUUCUGAACGUGCACGACGAGAAGAGCAACGACUCCGACAAGGACUUGGUGCUGAUCCAGACCACUCUCAUCCGGACAGCAGCCAUGCUUUCCAAUGCGAUAAAGAGCGGCCAAGAGGGAGACGGCCUGAAGGGAAAAGUAGCACCGCUGAUCGCGCAAGAGCCUCUCCUCGCAGAUCUCUUCAAGGAUCUUUGA